UGAAAUCUCAAAUUUGAAUUUGUUACCGUUGGUAAACAGGGUAAACAGUUUUGAAUAUUGAGAAUUAAUUACUCUCAGAUUAUUUUAAAAAAUGAGUAAUCAUUGAAUAAAGGGUUACUCACUUGAGAAGAAAUAAGAGAAUUUUUAUUGUUUAGAAUGGCUGAUUUGGAAACUUCAGAGCUGGUGAAUUCCGAGGGGACAGAUAUCCCCUCAAAAUUAAUUAUACCGAAACGUAGAUCAUCAAUUUUUCAACGAAGAUCUAUAAAUACACGUCAACAAGAUUACGUCGAAGCAAUCAACGAAGAACAGAAAUCAGAAGCGAGAAAAAAUAGCGAAGACCCCCAGGAGGAAAUCUUUGACCUGAGUGAUUACAUAUCUUCAUUGAAAAAGGAGCAAAGUGCCUGGAAGAAGACCUUGAAUGAGAGAAAAUCCCAGAGGAGAUGCCUCGCAAAAGAAGAAUCUCAAGUUGCUGCUGGAGUUGAAUUAGAUCUUUCCCUUUUCACAGACGAAGAAAGAGCUUUCAUAGCAGGACGUCCCGAUUACGAUGCGACAUCAAGGAGUCUAGACAAUUUACUGAAAAUUGCAGUGAAAUCCGUCGAACUGAAUACACAAGUUGAUCACCUCUCCAAGACAAUCGCUGAAACAAUCAAUCAAGAGAUGAAUGUAGCCAAAUGCCAACUGAUGGAUCUGUCUGAUAUAUAAAAACUCAAUCGCUCUCAAUAUUAA
Fopius arisanus is the source of this 726-nucleotide messenger RNA. RefSeq lists its product as uncharacterized. The transcript has 3 exons. The coding region runs from base 157 to 702 and encodes 181 amino acids. The record is from RefSeq and is a predicted model, not a curated record. NCBI's taxonomy places the organism in Eukaryota, Metazoa, Arthropoda, Insecta, Hymenoptera, Braconidae.